AGAAGGAGGGAGCGACAUACUAGUGCUGCUGCUGCCACCACCGCGCAUGUCUCUCCACUCCCCCUCCGCUAUAUACUCGUUGGCAGACGCUCUCAUCCUUACGACAGUGUAUGGCAGUGGGUGCUGGCUCAUGGUCGUAACUGAACGAUAUUCAAACAAGUGCUUAACUGUUUCGAGUGUAGUUCAUUAUGUUAUGGGGACUCGUCGGGGGUGAUGUGCACACCCUGUGAACAAUUACACGACAAAGGCAGAAUAAUAUAGCGUGGAAAGUGCAUCUCUCUUUAAAGGACAAAACACACCAUGUUGAGGAGGGGGGUGGAUGUGGCCGGGCUGAAGAAAGAAGUACACAAACUCCGUAGUAGUCGUUUGGCGGUCAUCCUGCUGGUGUACUUUGCCCUCGUGCUUGACAAUAUGCUCCUGACUGUUGUGGUUCCCAUCAUCCCCGACUACCUGUAUCAACUGGAGCAUCAACACAUGUCUACGAACAAGUCCUCCUCCAACAACACCACAGCACCCAAGGCAGCUCUCCACACACCUCCACCUCGACUACCCACGUCACUUUCUCACCACGACCCUGCCUCUUCCCUCCACGACCCUGCCUCUUCCCUCCACGACCCUGCCUCUUCUCUCCACGACUCUGCCUCUUCCCUCCACGACCCUGCCUCUUCUCUCCACGACUCUGCCUCUUCCCUCCACGACCCUGCCUCUUCCCUCCACGACCCUGCCUCUUCUCUCCACGACCCUGCCUCUUUUCUCCACGACCCUGCCUCUUCCUCCUCUCGUCUCCAAGAGCCUCCAGUCACCACACCCGGAGCUCAUCAACAAACCAGGCAACUCACAUUUCGCUCAAAAAUACAAGAGGAUGAAUUACCGUCAGUUUCGAUGGUGAAAGUCCAGCCAAAUGACAAGUUUUCUGGAGUACUUUACCAACAUAAUGUACAGGAUGAGUCACCUUCGUCUCCACUCCUGCGUGUUCCCAGUAAAAAAGCUCUCGUGGUGGGUGCUCAUGCUUUAUAUAGGAGUAGAACUUUCAGGUCACUUCCUGCUCAAGCUUCACACCACAGGAAGUAUCCAAGAAGCAACUUGAAGAAAGUUUACUCUGAUUUUAUGCAUGUAAGAAGUCCGUGGAUGGAAAUUGACGAGCGUGUGGGUGACUCAGAGACACUCGUUAACUUUCAGAGGAAUAGAAAGAAAGAGAGGAGAUUAAGUGAUAUGGGAAUAAGAGAUCUAAUUAAAAAUCCCUUAGAGAACAGUUUCCCCUCAUCCACACGUCUUCCCAUACAACAUUACCAGCAUCCAGAGGACGUAUCACACCACCUUCCUCAAGACACAAACACUGCCCAAGACCCAGAUACUGACUCAGGAGUUAUACCCACUAAUCGUUCACCACCAGACAAAUUGGAAAAUAUGUCAGAUUUACAACACUAUCCAGAUGAGAUGGAAAAUUUGCCACAGUUGAUGGGAAAAAUUCCUCAGUCUCUUAAACAUCUUCCUUCGGCAACCACGAGUGAGUCAUUCCUCCAGGACUCACGAGUCUUUGAGUCAGAGUCACACCAGGAAGAGUAUCAGCGUCCACAGCCAGUGAUCGAGGCUAACUCGUCGGCUUCAUCAACAGAGGAUCUAAAGCUUCCACAAGAUAUCAUCAAUGAGAACGGGCGCGUAGGACUGCUCUUCUCGUCCAAGGCGUUGGUGCAGUUGUUGGUGAACCCUCUAGUGGGGCCUCUCACGGCUCAUGUGGGCUACUCCCUCCCUCUGGUCAUUGGAACCCACAACCUUAUUCUCUCAGCUCUUUUGUUCGCCUACGCCCAGAGCUACACCUUGAUGUUCAUCGCCAGGAGCCUCCAGGGCAUCGCCUCCUCCUGCAUCGCCAUCUCCGGCAUGGGUAUCAUUGCUGAGUGUUACCCUGAGGACGGGGAGCGCGGGCGUAUGCAGGGUCUGGUGAUGGGCGGCAUCGCUCUCGGCGUAUUGCUGGGCUACCCUCUAGGCAGCCUCCUCUACGACUUCACCAACUCCAAGACACCGCCCUUCUUGGUCGUGGUGGCCCUCACUGCUGUCCUCGCAAUCGUACAGCUGGUGGUCCUCGACCCUCGUCCCGUGCCAGAGCGUGUAGUGGUGACGACGUCGCUGCUUGGCCUGGUGAAAGACCCCUACAUCCUGGUGACCGCCGGAGCUGUUAUGUUCAGCACCUCUGCAAUGGCUGUGCUUGAACCCUGCCUCCCUAUAUGGCUGACCGACACCCUCCACCCCCAGAAGUGGCAGCUGGGUACGGCGUUCAUCCCUGACAGUAUUGGCUACUUGGUAGGGACCAGUUGUACUGCGGGUCCCGCCUUCCGACUAGGACGGUGGAGGGUCGCCGUGGUGGCCAUGGUGGUGGUGGGUCUGGCUGCUGCCACAGUACCAGAAGCGGGGUCGAUGUUGGCACUGGCAGGGCCACACCUGUGUCUGGGUAUGGGUGUGGGCACAGUGGAUGCUGCUCUCAUGCCAUUACUGGCCGCGCUGGUCGACGCCAGACAUGUGGCCGCCUAUGGUGCCGUGUACGCCAUCGCUCAGGCCGCCGUCGCUCUAGCGUACUUCCUUGGGCCGCUGGUGGGGGGAGCCAUAGUACAAGAGAUAGGCUUCCCUUGGUUGAUGCGCUGCGUCGCCAUUCUCAACUUGUGCUAUUGUCCUGUCCUCUUCUUCCUCAAGACUUUCGACCAGGAGAUGGAAGAGACUCAGGCCAUCCUGAUGGCCGCCCCAAAGCCUCAUCACUACACCAGCCACAUCACAACGGUGGUGCAGCCCCGAAAAUCUUCACUCAGGUACCAGCAACUGUUUGAUGACGAGGACGACUAACUGGUUACACACCGAGUAGCUGCUGCUGUGUGACUACGACAGCUGCUGACUCGCAUCCAACAUGCUCGGCAAUCUGCUGAAUUGGAAAAAAAAAAUGGUUUCUUUAUGAUAAGAAGUAAUGUGAAGAUCAUUUGUAUUUUGAAGAACAAGAAAAUGUGUCAUUAUUUUUUAUUAUAUUUUACCAGAUGCUCCCAAAUUAUCAUAAUACAGUAUUACGAAAAAUGUUCUAUGCAAGACAAAAUAGCUGUGUUAGUGCCUGUGGGUUUUACUUCUCUUCUACUAAUUUACUUACAGUAUUUGUUAUUUAGUAAGGGGGAGACGGGACGUGACUUGUUCUGUGGACGGGAUGCAAAAUGUAAUGUAGUGCACCGGGUGGCCGUGUAGUGGUGUGGGGUAGCUGACAAAAGUGAACCUUAUUACAUCACCAUCGUUAGAGCGGAAUAUCAAAGAUGGAGAGAUUGUAAAUUGGAGGAUAUCUGUACAUUAUUUAAAUGUAUUUUACUUAAUGUGAUAUUAAUAAUUAAGUUUCUUUUUUACAUUUGCCUGCAAAUUUAUACCUAUUGAAAUAUCAGAAUUUCAAAUACUGUACGUGGGUUUUGAGUAAUUAUGAUUAAAGUUGUUUGAAGAGAUGAAUUAGCUCCUAGUCUAGAUUUUUUACCACUUUUUUCUUCAUUACUCCAGUGUUGUGUACUUAGCUGUGCCCAUUUUCUUUUCAGAAUAUGAUAAACUUUCCUGUCAAAAAAGAAUAGUUCCUCAUGUGCUUGUUCGUUUUAUAUGGAGUAUGAACACAGGGCUUCCUCAUUUGAUUUAUAUAAUAUUUAUAGCUCAACUGUAUUCGUCGCAUUAACAAACUGUUGACUGUACUGUACAAUCGUUUUCUUUACAUAGAAAAUUAUGUUUCGUUGUGUUCUUCUGAAAACUUACAUCUGUGUACUGUAUGUCUUAUUUAAAUGUUGAUUGCAUGUUCUUGUCUGUUUCAUUAAUAGAUUACUGUAUGUGCAGUGAAGUUGUGCUACACUCCUUUAGGAAGCUCUGCAGUGAUGUUACUGUUAAAGGCCUCUUCAGCACUGUUUUGAACCUAAGUGUUAACAUAAACCUAUUUACUCCAUAAAA
Messenger RNA from Homarus americanus (American lobster), 3945 nucleotides. RefSeq names its product synaptic vesicular amine transporter-like. The coding region runs from base 301 to 2832 and encodes 843 amino acids. The record is from RefSeq and is a predicted model, not a curated record. Gene Ontology annotation, biological process: transmembrane transport; aminergic neurotransmitter loading into synaptic vesicle. Lineage: Eukaryota; Metazoa; Arthropoda; Malacostraca; Decapoda; Nephropidae. Gene Ontology annotation, cellular component: terminal bouton; synaptic vesicle membrane. Gene Ontology annotation, molecular function: serotonin:sodium:chloride symporter activity. The transcript is spliced from 11 exons.